Molecule: messenger RNA, 916 nt
Organism: Stomoxys calcitrans (stable fly)
Lineage: Eukaryota; Metazoa; Arthropoda; Insecta; Diptera; Muscidae
Gene: Mlc2
Product: myosin regulatory light chain 2
Exons: 4
Coding region: 160-825 (221 amino acids)
Biological process (GO): post-embryonic development; locomotion
Cellular component (GO): myosin II complex; cytoplasm
Molecular function (GO): calcium ion binding; myosin heavy chain binding
Source: RefSeq, a predicted model, not a curated record
ACAGCAUCAGCCCACCACUCUUCAGUGUGGUGGAAAAUUUGGAAAAUUUCUCGGCGAAAUUUGUUCUUCAAAUAUCAUCGCCGAAUCGAUAAAAUCAGCCAGAACACUCACUGUGCUCCGUCCGUUCGUUCGCUUAGACAACUAACCAAAACUAUCACCAUGGCCGAUGAGAAGAAGAAGAUCAAGAAGAAGAAGACCAAGGAAGAGGGUGGUGCAUCUGAAACCGCUUCUGAGGCUGCAUCUGAGGCAGCAACCCCUGCCCCAGCUGCCACCCCAGCUCCCGCCUCCACCACUGGCUCCAAGAGAGCUUCCGGUGGCAGCCGCGGCUCCCGCAAAUCCAAGCGUGCUGGUUCCUCCGUCUUCUCUGUUUUCUCCCAAAAACAGAUUGCCGAAUUCAAGGAAGCUUUCCAACUUAUGGAUGCUGACAAGGACGGCAUUAUUGGCAAGAACGAUUUGCGCGCCGCUUUCGAUUCCGUAGGCAAAAUCGCCUCCGACAAGGAAUUGGACCAAAUGUUGGGCGAAGCCACUGGUCCCAUCAAUUUCACCCAAUUGUUGACCUUGUUCGCCAACCGCAUGGCCAGCUCCGGUGCUAACGAUGAAGAUGAAGUCGUCAUUGCCGCCUUCAAGACCUUCGACAAUGAUGGUCUCAUCGAUGGUGAUAAAUUCCGUGACAUGCUCAUGAGCUAUGGUGACAAAUUCACCAUGAAGGAAGUAGAUGAUGCUUACGAUCAAAUGGUUAUCGAUGAUAAGAACCAAAUCGAUACCUUGGCCUUGAUCGAAAUGCUUACUGGCAAGGGAGAGGAAGAAGAAGAAGAAGCCGCCUAAGGUGCCCACAAAAUUCAUUUUAUUCUAAAUGUAUAAAUGUUUUUGUACACUUUCUAUAUAAAACAAAAAAAUGCCAUUCAAACACUUUUAA